CCCGUUGCUUGACUCACCCCACUACGUCGUGUUCGCAGCACUGACUAUCUCUAAUCGCAACAAGAAGCUACCUAUCUUGACUUCAUGAAGCUCAAGGACUUCGAUGUUACCGUCUGCGGGGUGCACGGUAACCCUACCAUGCCGGAAUAUGGCGUCAGAAUCGACGAUUCGCAACGCUCGGUUUCUGGUUGGAUUGCCUCGACAGCGGGCAAGGCAUUUGAGCUUACGUACAAAUGUCCUCCACAACUGUCUCAGAAAUAUGUCGCGGAGUUAUACCUAGAUGGUGAACAUGCUACGGGGACCUUCUUUGACCCCAGUAACAAGGAUGGGACUUACGCAGCGGGGUGGGAUGAUCCACCAGAUAAUGCGGAUUCAGGGACGCGUCGUCUUCGUCGUUUCAAGUUCGUGGACAUCGCACUCGGAGACGGAGAGGAAAACGCUCAGCAGCCAGUCUCGGGCAGCAUCGGAGAAAUUCGUGUGUGCAUUAGACGCGCCAUCGUCACAGACGACGACGCCGAGUUUGCCCCAGAGCAAAUGCCCCAGGACAAUCAGCCCCCCCAAGCUGAAAUCGAGGACGGCAUAAAGCACAAAAUAGUUGCCGGUGACCACGAAACUUAUCCUUUUUAUCCGGUUAAUGAAUAUGAAGCUGCCGAUGAUUCGGAAGAAUCGCUGGAUGUAAUAUUCUACUAUCGUCCUCUCGAGGUCUUGAGAGAAAAGGGACUGGUUCCACCCGCCACAGCGGCCAACACUAAAGACAAAGCGUCAUCCCGUACGUUGGGUAAGGUCGCCAAGAAACGUACAGCCAGUACCUCAACGCGUCAAGAGCCAGUCGAUAGGAUUGCCGAAUUGGAAGAGCGUGUCCGUCGCCUUGAAACGGAACAGCUGAAACGUAAUCGAACCGCAACAACAGAGGGAACGGAGGCCACCAAACGGACUAGGGCUAGUGCCAGACUGCGUAAGUAGAAGAGUAGAAGUACAUAAAAGUUCACUCAGCCGAUUUAUGGCGAAUCGAAGAAAACCAUGCAUGCGUC
This is a messenger RNA of Coniophora puteana RWD-64-598 SS2, 1031 nucleotides long. RefSeq lists its product as uncharacterized. Lineage: Eukaryota; Fungi; Basidiomycota; Agaricomycetes; Boletales; Coniophoraceae. The transcript is spliced from 6 exons. The record is from RefSeq and is a predicted model, not a curated record. Bases 85 to 963 code for a protein of 292 amino acids.